AAACAUUUCACCAGUUCAGCAACGAUUGUUGAAGAGUCUGGAUCACUUAUUUGAGCUAAAUUCUCCUGAUGGUUUUUCUGAAAGGAAUUGCUCAGGCAAAAGAAAUGAUUCAUCAUGUAGUGCUUCUGCUCCUCGGAGCUCAUCUUGCCUCUGCUGGAACACACUCUCUGAGAUACGUCUACACUGGUGUGUCUGGACUCAGUGACUUCCCAGAGUUCACAGCGGUCGGCCUGGUAGAUGAAGGGCAGUUUAUGUAUUUUGACAGUAACAUAAUGAAAGCUGUGCCGAAGACAGAGUGGAUCAGACAGAGUGAAGGAGCAGAUUACUGGGACAGAGAGACUCAGAUUGAUAUUGGCCACCAUCAGACCUUCAAAGUUGACAUCCAGACUAUAAAGGGCCGCUUCAACCAGACGACAGGUAUUCACACAGUCCAGAACAUGUACGGCUGUGAACUGGAUGAUGAUGGCACCAAACGAGGAUACGAUCAGUUUGGUUAUGAUGGAGAGGACUUCCUCAGUCUGGAUUUGAGCUCCCUCACCUGGACCGCUGCUAAAGAUCAAGCUGUGGCUACCAAGGUUAAAUGGGAUUCCACUGGAGCAUUUGCAAAUCAAGAUAAAGCAUAUCUGGAGAACAUAUGCAUUGAGUCGCUGCAGAAGUAUGUGAGAUAUGGGAAGGACACUCUGGAGAGAAAAGUCUCUCCUCAGGUGUCUGUGCUGAAGAGGUCUUCCUCGUCUUCAGUCAAGUGUCAUGCUACAGGAUUUUACCCAAAAGAAGUAACAAUCUCCUGGAUGAAGAAUGGAAAAGAUCAUGAUGAGGAUGUGGAGGUUGGACAAGUUCUUCCCAAUGAGGACGGGACCUUUCAGAAGAUGAGUGAGCUCAGAGUUUCUCCUGAAGAGUGGAAGAAGAAUGAGUUCAUCUGUGUGGUGGAGCACCAGGGUGAAACCAUCAGAGAGAUCCUGAAAGAUGAUUCUCCCAUCGGCAUCAUUGUUGGUGUUGUUGUAGCUGUCGUCCUUCUGUUGGCGGUCAUUGGUGUCGUUGUGUUUAAGGUGCUGCAGAAAAAGAAAAAACCAGACUUCACACCAGUCAAUGGCUCUGAUGAUGGUUCAAACAGAUCCUAAUGCAUGAAGAUGAGACCAGACACGUGAGAGAGAUACUAGUCCAACUACUGAUCUGUCCAGUCAUACAAAAUUGCACAUAAGCAGACUUAAACACACACACACACACACACACACACACACACACAUACUUCUAGGUUUCUGUAAAGGGUUUUAUGUCUUAUGAUUCUACAUUAAAUCUAAAAAGCAAAGUUUUUGUUUCUUCACACUCUCUGAUUAUCCUGAUUUUCAUUCAUUGUAUUAACUUUAUUUUUGAAAAUAUAUUUCCCAGCAGUGACAAAGACACACGAAUACACAAGAAUACCAACGACUGAUUUGCAAUGUUGAUUAGUUUGCCAGAUUUUUGAAAGAUCAGGGUUAUAUAUAUAUAUGUGUGUAUAUACAUGGUUCUGACCAUGAAAAAAAAAAAGUAAUUAGAAACCUGAAGAGUUUUGAGUCAGUGUAACAAUCUAUGUACAACAGCCUGUCUGAGUCUAUAAGGAUUGAUCUCUGUUUGUUUUUUUGAUUUGUAGACAGUUUCUGUAAGAGACUAAGAAUUCGAAUGAAAUUAUCUAAUUGUUUAUUUAAUGCAAUAUUUUAUUUUAAGUACAUUAAAUGGUCUAGAUCUUUAAGAUUUUCUAGAUAAUUGAGAUUUUCCAAUUAAAUCAAUCAAUAUCAAUAUGCAAGCUUUGUAUUUUAUUCUUUGCAUGGGAUUGUUGGGCUUUUAAUGUUUAUAAAAUAAUUCUUCUUUUUUUAAAGGAUUUAGAUGAUUAAAUGUAUUACAAGAUAACUGGUUAUAGAUAUGUUGUACUACUAAACCUUUACAUAAAUACCUGAACAUUCAAAUAAAAUAUUUUCCUUUAGCUAAAUAAAAAGGCAUGAUGUUUAUGUAUAUUGGUGGCUUUCAAAAUGAUGUAAUUUCAUUCUGGUUCUUUAAAAAUAAAGAAAAUCUGACAAAAAGGAA
Carassius auratus (goldfish) is the source of this 2058-nucleotide messenger RNA. Its product is annotated as H-2 class I histocompatibility antigen, Q9 alpha chain-like. The coding region runs from base 69 to 1118 and encodes 349 amino acids. Gene Ontology annotation, cellular component: external side of plasma membrane. The record is from RefSeq and is a predicted model, not a curated record. Lineage: Eukaryota; Metazoa; Chordata; Actinopteri; Cypriniformes; Cyprinidae. The transcript is spliced from 8 exons. Gene Ontology annotation, biological process: immune response.